UGGUGGAAUCUACUUACGUUCAUGCUUGAAGCUUCUCCUAAGUUGCAAAUCCUCAAGCUCACCGACCUAAAUAUGUCUUCUACCAAAGGAAAUCAGAUAGGCCAAAAAUGGAUCCAGCCUAAAUGUGUACCGGAAUGUUUGUUAUUCCAUCUUGAGACAUUCGUGUGGACAGGAUACGAAUGGCAACGAAGAGAUGAGAAAGAAGUGGCGAGAUACAUCCUAAGAAACACAACAAGUUUGAAGAAAGCAACUUUCUCCACAAAACCCAUCGAACCGGUAAAGCUCAAAGUUUUUAAAAAGAGACGUGAGAUCCUCAACGAGUUGGCUAGUUUGGGCAGGGCUUCAAAUCCAAGUGAUUUUGUGUUUGAAUCUAUUUAA
Arabidopsis thaliana (thale cress) is the source of this 378-nucleotide messenger RNA. Its product is annotated as F-box/FBD/LRR protein. The coding region runs from base 22 to 378 and encodes 118 amino acids. The record is from RefSeq and is marked reviewed. NCBI's taxonomy places the organism in Eukaryota, Viridiplantae, Streptophyta, Magnoliopsida, Brassicales, Brassicaceae. The transcript is spliced from 2 exons.